Molecule: messenger RNA, 378 nt
Organism: Stylophora pistillata
Lineage: Eukaryota; Metazoa; Cnidaria; Anthozoa; Scleractinia; Pocilloporidae
Product: splicing regulatory glutamine/lysine-rich protein 1-like
Source: RefSeq, a predicted model, not a curated record
AUGAAGGGUGGAAGGGGAGAGGGGAGCGAGGAGGAUAGAGGGGUGGGGGACUAUCGGAAAGGAGUAAAGGGAGAGAAGCAGAGGGAGAAGGAGAAUGAGCGAGAGAAUGGGAAAAAGAAGGAGCAGGAGAAGGAGAAGGAGAAGCAGAAGGAUAAGCAGAGGGAGAAGGAGAAUGAGAGAGAGAAUAGGAAAAAGAAGGAGCUGGAGAAAGAGAAGAGGAAGGAGAAGGAAAAAGAGAAGGAGAAGGAGAAGGAGAGGGAGAGGAAGGAGAAGGAGAAGGAGAGGGAGAAGGAGAAGGAAAAGCAGAAGGAGAAGGAGAAGGAGAGAGAGAAGGAGAAGGAGAAGGAGAAGGAGACGAAGAAAGAUAAGGAGAAUUAG